ACAGGAACUCCCUGGAUGAUAAAUCUUUAAAGAAAAUUCCUAACUCAAAGUAACAUAACAUUUGAAUCAACAUAACAUGGUACUACAAGUAUCCUUUUAAGAUGAUCAGAAAUGUUUAAGUUAAUAACACCUGGUUUUGAUGAAGUGCAUGGACAUGGCAACUCUCAUACACUAUUGUGGAAAUGAAAAUAAAUACAAGAAUUUUAAAGGGCAGUCUGUCAAUACUUAACCAAAAUGUAAAAUUCACAUUCCCUAUGACCCAGAAAUCCACCACUUCUAGAAAUCCAUCCUACAUAAAUAUCAACACUGGUACAUUAAAGGUAUAUGUAAAUUAAUGCUCCCUGCAGCAUCGUGAUAAUUUUAAAAAUUGAAAACACACUGGAUGUCCAUUGAUAGGGCAAUGCAUCCACUGCACCAUAAUGCAGUGGAACACUUUCUAGCUGUUAGAAGAAUAAGGUAGGCUUGGAAAGACUUUCAUGUCAUUUUCUUUAAUGGAAAAUCAACAAAAUUGGAGGCUUAUACAUUACCGGUGGAAAACUUAAAUGGUGCAGCUCUGUGAAAGGCAGUUGAGCAGCUCCUCAAAAAGCUAAACGCAGGGUUACUAAACAAUUCAGCAGUUCCACACCUAGGUAAAUACUCAAGAGGAAUGAAAAUAUAUAUCCACACAAAAACAUAUGUGAAUGUUCAGAGCAGCUUUAUCCAUCACAACCAAAAAGUGAGAAUAACCCAAAUAUCCCUCAGUUGGUAACUGGACGAAUGAAAUUGUUUUAUCCAUACAAUGGAAUACUAUUCAACCAUAAGAAGAAAUAAAGUAAUGGUACAUGCUAUAAUGGUGCAUCAAAAUAUUUUCUAAGUGAAAGUAGCCAGACACAAAAGGUCAUAUAUUCUAUGAUUCUACUUACAUGGAAUGUCCAGAAUAGGCAAAACCAUAGAGACAGAAAGUAGAUUAGUGGUUGCCAGGAGAUGGAGCAGGGUAGAGAGUGCCAUUGGCUGCUGGCAAACAAGUAUAGGAUUUCUUUGUGGGGGUGACGGAAAUGUUCUGAUGGGACAGUAAUAAUGAUGUACAACAUUGUGCAUAUGCUAAAAACUAUUGAAUUCUACACUUUAAAAUGAUAAAUUUUAUGUUACAUGAAUUAUUUCAAUUUAAAAUAUCAUCAUCAUCAUCAUCAUCAUCAUCAUGCAUAACUGGUACAUUAACUAAAUGUAGUUUUUGAUAAAAGGUAACUUAAAAAUACAUUGUCUUUUAAGAUCGCUUCCAACUCAAAAGUACCUGCAUCUAUCCUUGGAGGAUCCCAGGGUUCAGAUGACCCCUAAGUUGUUGACCCCAGCUUCCUGUGGAGACAGGCUGGGUGACCAGAGCUCUCCUCACUGUGACAAGUGAUGUAGCCAGGCUCUACAUAAGUUCUUGAGUAGCAUGGGGGGUGGGGGGAUGGGAGCGGAUCAAGCCAGAAGGCUCAGAGGUGGAAGAAGAAGGAUCAGGAAGACUUCCCAUCUCCUUCUGAGGCCACACAUUAGUCUUCCCCCACCUUCCUCUAGCCUACUGGGCAGGGGAGGUGUUUCAGUUUCUUUGAGCAAAAUGCGAAACAAAGAAGCACCAUUUCUUCCUCAAGACGCAUGUAAAGAGGUGCAAUUAUAGUUCACCAACAGGUAGCUGGACCUUGGACCCCACUUUCUGGUACGGUGGAUCCUACUUCUCUGUAGCCUAAGCACACGGCCUUGAACUCCACGUCUCUAUCAUUUCAGAGGCUCUCAGCGUCUAGAUGGAGCCCUCAGAUAUCCCAGAGUCCACCACCCCUUUUGAGUAUGAUCCUCAGAGCUUUCUGUGUGAGAAGAAGACCUUCGUCUUCGCCACCUUCAGCACCACCAUCCUGUACUGCCUGGUGUUCUUCCUCAGCAUGGUGGGCAACAGCCUGGUGUUGUGGGUCCUGGUGAAGUAUGAGAGCCUGGAGUCCCUCACCAAUGUCUUCAUCCUCAACCUGUGUCUCUCGGACCUGGUGUUCUCCUGCUUGCUGCCCGUGUGGAUCUUGGGAUACCACUGGGGCUGGCUGCUGGGAGACUUCUUCUGCAAGCUUCUCAACAUGAUCUUCUCCAUCAGCCUCUACAGCAGCAUCUCCUUCCUGACCAUCAUGACCAUCCAUCGCUACCUGUCCGUGGUCAGCCCCAUCUCGUCCCUGCGUGUCCACACGCUCCGGUGCCGUGUGCUGGUGACUGCAGCGGUAUGGGCAGCCAGCAUCUUGUCCUCCAUCCCCGAUGCCGUCUUCCACAAGGUGUUCCCCUCAGGCUGUGAUUAUUCAGAACGCCAGUGGUUCCUUGCCUCAGUCUACCAGCACAAUGUCAUCUUCCUUCUCUCUGUGGGGAUCAUCCUGUUCUGCUACGUGGAGAUUCUCAGGACCCUGUUCCGCUCGCGGUCCAACCGGCGCCACCGGACAGUCAGGCUUAUCUUCACCAUCGUGGUGGCGUAUUUCCUCAGCUGGGCUCCCUACAACCUGAUCCUGUUUCUGCAGACACUGCUGAAACUUGGGGUCAUUCAGAGCUGCGAGGUCAGCCAACAGCUGGAUUACGCCUUGCUCAUCUGCCGCAACAUUGCCUUCUCCCACUGCUGCUUCAACCCGGUGCUCUAUGUCUUUGUCGGCGUCAAGUUCCGCAGACACCUCAAAAGUCUGCUCCGGCAUUUCUGGCUCUGCCGGCAGCAGGUGCCCGGCUUUCCCCCAUCACCCCACCCCACGGGUGCCUUUGCCUAUGAGGGCACCUCAUUCUAUUGAAGGGGAGUUUGGUGGUGCAGACAGAGGGGCUGAAGGAGAAGUAAGGCAGGAAGGAGAGGGGAAGACAUGGCAUUAGGAAAUGCUGCAGCUACAGCAGCGAGGGCGAAAGAAAUACAUCACACCACGGGCUCCUUCACCCCCCCCACAGAAAAUUUCCCCACCUGGAAAUUUUAUUUUGCCACCCGUAAAAGCAUUUCUUAGAUUUCGAGAAGAUCUUUUAUCAUCUAUUCCUCUAUUUAGACAUGGAUUUCUUAUCCUUGCUUAGUUCAGAAGGCUCUGAAACAUGAAAGGAUUCCCAGAAAGGGAAUACUUCAAGACAUUUCCAGGGUCAGAAAUUCAGUUAUGAAGAUGUAGGCUGCUGGCAAGACAGCCUUUCCCGGCUGAUUGUACGGUUGUCCAGGCUGAUUUUGGAGGGGUUGGCUCUGAAUGACUGCUGGAAGAGGCUGUGUGCAUGACAGAAGUAAUCACAUCCUCAAAUAAGCAUAGUCAGAACGAAAUCUGGAUUCUAAAAACCCACAGCUGGACUGGAGACGUGUUCUGUAUCACAGUUCUGGUUUCUAGCAUGUGAACGGGCACUUGCAUAGUUAGUCUCUAAAUCUUUUAUCAAAAGAAUGAAUGCAGUUAAGUGCCAUCUUCUGCCGGCAUUUAUCUGGAGGAUCUGAGGAUGAAUGAGAUAUAGACUCCACCCUCCAGGUGCCAAGAAUCCAGUCCCGACAGCUCAGAUAACUAAACACCCACCUUGAUGAAGGCAUCCAGGGUGAAGAUUCCUCUAAAACCUCAUCAUCUUCAGAUGGAUAUUGAGCUGACAUUUCUGAUUCAUCACUUUCCAUCUAAAAUGUUCUCCCCCUGCUUGGCUGAUGGUCCCAGCUUUCCCCCCAAAACCGUGUCAUCUUUCCCUCCACUCCCAUGGCAAAGUCCUCUUGAUGCUGUCUUCCCAGUGUCUCUCACAUGCCCACAGCUUCAUCCCCAGACCACCUCACUUCCUCAGCAUCUUCCUGCUGCUCUUCUCUUUCCCCACCAAGCAUACUCUGCAUUGACAUCAGGUGCUUCAGUGGCUCCACAUGACUUGCAAAUAAACCCCCCAAAACUUAGAAAGUCCCCUUGAAAGACCCCUCCAAUCUGUUGCCAACUUUCUUAUUUUUAUUCCAACCCAAGCCGCCACCACUACCCCCACCCCAAGCCACCUGGGAUCCAACUACAAAAGACUACUGGCCCUUUUCCGGAUACCUUUCUGUCAGUCUCCUCUGGGCCUUUGUCAUGCUGGGCCUUCAACUCCCUAACCUACCAGCUCCUUCUGGAAGCCUCUGCAAUAUGUAAAUCAGAAAAGCACUUCCUAGGUUGCCGUGUCACUCUGCUUGUCCCCUCUAAAAUAGUAUCUGGGAUUCCCAUUGUGGCUCAGCGGAAACAAACCUGACUAGUACCCAUGCCUCACCCAGUGGGUUAAGUAUCUGGCAUUGCCUGAGCUGUGGUUUAGGUAGCAGAUGCAGCUCAGAUCCCGUGUUGCUGUGGCUCUGGCUGUGGCUGUGGCCAGCGGCUGCAGCUGCAGUUCCGCCCCAGCCUGGGAACUUCUAUAUGCCGAGGGUGCGGCCCUAAUAAGACCAAAAAAAAAAAAAAAUAGUGUUUGUCACUUUCCAACAUGUUACACCCAUGGAUGUCUUAUCACCCUGUGCCCACAGAGUGCACACCACCUGAGGGCAGGAACUGGUCUUGCACCUGCCAAGCAUGGGCCCUGAUAUUCAACCAUUGAGUACUGAGUGAGAGCAAAGAAUGACAGCUAUUAUUAUUCUUUCAGUUUAUGCUUUUUUGGGGAGACAUGCCCAUGCAACAUAUUCUACCUUGUUUGCCCCAGGCCGUUUUCUUAUAAAUAUUAACCUUUCUUUCUAGUCUUUACCCUCAGAGCACAUUGCUUAUCCCUCUCUGUGGCAAUGGCUAAACUUGCCCUUGCUUUUCAGUUAAUAGGAUACAUGCCUGCCUCUUUCACUGCCCCACAGCUUCACAUCCAAGGACAUAGAUAAAAACCACCCUCUAGACUUUGCCAUGCCCCACACACCUGGUCCCAGACCAGACUGUGAACCAGAUUCACCUCUGGAGUGGGGCCUUUGGAAAAGGUGAUUCUGACAUGCACCCCAGUUAGGAGCACUUGGCUGUAACUCCUUGAAGAUGGGAAUUCCAGAGUCUUCCAGUCACUUGAGCGGGACUUGGCACACAGCAGGCACUCAGAAUAUGCUUGUUGAAUAAAGUGGCUGCUAAUAUAGCCCUCAGCUGGAGCCUAGAGAGCUUGUAGAACAUUCUCCUUUUCAGUUCCAGCUUCAGUUUCACUGGGUAGCCAGCCUUGAAAGAAUCUGACCUGGCUGGGGAAGAGCGAGGGUCUAGUUUUAAGAAUUAAGCCUGAGAGUUCCCGUCAAGGUGCAGCAGAAACAAAUCCGACUGGGAACCAUGAGGUUACAGGUUCGAUCCCUGGCCUCACUCAGUGAGUUAAGGAUCUGGCGUUGCUGUGGCUCUGGCAUAGGCCAGCAGCUGUAGCUCCAAUUAGCCCCUAGCCUGGGAAUCUCCACAGGCCGUGAAUGUGGCCUUAAAAAAAAAAAAAAAAUUAAGCCUGCAUCACCUGUUGGGAAGGGUUCAGAGGCACGCCAGUGAAGGGCUAGAACUCCCAUGGACUUGUUAACCAAUUGGUAGGGCCAUCACUCACCACAGAAGAAAGAAACAGCAAAAGAAAGAGACAGAGAUAGUUGUGGGGUCAGAGCUAGGUCUCUGGUCAGGCUAAUCUUUCUACACCCCCUUUAAAUUGAUAUUAUUAAAAUUUUAUUCAACUUUCAUUUGAAGGGGCAGGCUAAGCCCAGGGAGCAGAAGGGGGACUGCUGCUCACACAGUCCCACUUCGCCAAUGCAAAGCACAAGUUUUGAGCCCUCUCUUCUUAGAAGGCCAAUUUGGGGAUGUCAUGUCAUAACAGAGCAUGCCCUUUGAGGGCCCCACUCCAUCAUCUCCUCACCUCAUCCCAUUCCCUCACAUCCAAAGAUGCUUAUCUAACUGUUCUUUUCAACACAUACAGCGAUAUCCGUGGGUGCACUUCACUGGUACAAUCAUGUUUGUCUCUCUGCAUUUCUAGUGUUGCUCUGGCAUCCCCAGUAGACUAGCUCCCAAGGUCAUCUUUCAGCUAGAGCCUUCUCCUAAUCUAGCUCCUUGGAAAUCCAAGGGAAGCGGCACCAACAAAGAGAGGUGUGGAUGGGAAGAUGGAGGGGCGUCCAUCCUUCCAGAAAAGGAGCCGUGGGCAGGACUGCUGAAGGAAGCAGUCCGUGAGCUGCACCCCAGUGACCACACUCCACAUUUAUUGACCACAUUCUUCACAAGCCACAACCUCCUGCUUUCCCCUCCUUCAGCCCACUCAUUGCUGGAUCAUGUGGUAGUUCCAUGGCAUGGAAGUUCCUGGACCAGUUUUCUGAGGAAACCCCAUUCUGUUUUCCAUAGUGAUUAUAUCAACUUAUGGUACCACGUCAAACCAGUCAGGAUGGCCAUCAUUAAUAAAUCUACAAAUAACAAAUGCUGGAGAGGAUGAGGAGAAAAGGGAGCCCUCUUACAUCUUCCAGUCAGCACUGGCACUGCCCAAUGAACUUCACAUGAACUUUUCCCUAGGGCCCACCAGCUCGGACAGCACCUGGUUUGUUGAACUCCUGAUGCCUUUUGUUUGUGAAACCUGCCUGUGAUGGGAAAAAUAUGAAUUACUCUUGAAAUCAUCUCAUGAAAAUGGAAAGCCUAUUGAAUCAUAUAUGCAAUUAAAAGAUAAGCAUGUACUAACUUA
Molecule: messenger RNA, 6558 nt
Organism: Sus scrofa (pig)
Lineage: Eukaryota; Metazoa; Chordata; Mammalia; Artiodactyla; Suidae
Source: RefSeq, a predicted model, not a curated record